CGCACAUAAUUUUCAUGAUUGAUCGCGAUCGAUUGUAAUUGCUCACGAUCGCGAGCAAGGACGAAAUCCAAAAGGAGUCAAAUGGGCGCGAAACGGCGGAGAGUAUUCUCGCGAUGCAGACAGGACGCACAAGAAUGCAAGAGUGUCGGAUACACGUUGGAUAGUUUACCGCCGGAAAUCCUCAGUAUCAUCCUGAAGAUGCUACCAUUGCACGACGUAGCCUGCACCGUUCGUUUAGUCUCCAGACGCUGCUACGACAUUGCUGCCACCGUACUGAACAGCGAAUUUCUAGUGGCUGGCACCAAGCUUGAGAUUGCAAUAAAACGCACGGAAGACCUCAUGAACAACGUAAAGACUAACACGGAGUUAGUAGAAUGCAACAAAAUUUUUAACGCGCUGGAACUUAUUCGCUGCCAAUAUCGAAUGCUGAAGGCAGUCACAUGGCGAUAUACCCAUCCAAGAUCACGUGAUUUACCCAUCUCCUGCUUUUACGGCGGUAGAAUCCUCGAUAAUCUCAAUUGCCUACUGCAGACGGUCUUCAAUCCUUGCCAAGAGUCGCGCGUCUUUAGUUAUAUCGACCUGCAGAUCUUCACACGCACUUGCGAGAAUUUCAUGGAUCACUUCGAAAAAGUUACUGAACGCAAAAUAAAUGGACAAAUCGUCAAUAGAUCUGCGCUGGUAUCAGGAUGUAAGAUAGUCGACGUUCUGGACUGUCUGGAAGAAGGUCGGCAGGUGCUAUCCUUUAGGAUUUCAUCAAGAACUGACAAUCCCGUGGUCAGCAUGCAUCUCAAAUACGUCUUAAGACGCGCAUGGUUCACAUGCUUACGGGUGCCUAAUGCAAGUAACGAGUAUUGCUGGCGGGACAAGCAACGAUAUAUGUAUCUGAGAUUACGCCGUUUAGUUGGCAGCUACAACAAACAUCUGUUUCAUAAGCUGCAUUAUGAACGCAAGCUCAUUCUUCGAGCGCCAUCGUUAGCAUCCCGAAGACCACCGCCGGCUUCCACGUAUUCAGGAUAUGGCGAAUAUGGGGGCCAGUUCUUUUAUUAUGGUAAUAUGAGCAAAUACGCUUACGAGAAUAGAUUCAAAUACACCAGGAUCAGUAACGCGGGAAACACUGGCGGAGAAAUUGAAGAGGAGACUAAUAGGCCUUGCUUCGAUUUGAUCAUUGGAAUCCAAUUAAGAUGUUCGCCAGAAUUAGCGCCGCUUGCCACAAGGAUGAAUCUGAAAACAGACAGCCUUGAUAGCUGCGGUACCAAUCCGAAUCAAGAAUUAUACCUGAAACUAAGUGUAAAAUGCGCGGUGUCCAAGAUCAACAGACUGCCAGAUACCUUCACCUGGGAGGUGUGUAAUCCUCGAAAGAACCGUUUGCAAUGUCGGUGAA
Messenger RNA from Atta colombica, 1381 nucleotides. RefSeq lists its product as uncharacterized. The transcript has 7 exons. Lineage: Eukaryota; Metazoa; Arthropoda; Insecta; Hymenoptera; Formicidae. Gene Ontology annotation, molecular function: protein binding. The record is from RefSeq and is a predicted model, not a curated record. Bases 82 to 1380 code for a protein of 432 amino acids.